CCCAUCUUAUUGUUGUGGCAAUUCCUAAAGAAAGUCACGUUUCAAGGCCUGUGCUGGUCUGUUGAACAAUGACGCAUCUUUUAGGUCGUCAGGACUGUAUAGAGAGUCUUCGUAGAGAUCUUAUUGAUUUACAGGGAGGAGUUCUGGAUGUUUUCUCACAGACUGGACCUGUACUUUUCCCAUCAUGGAAGUUUCCCGAUAAACUGUCAUGUAAUCUGGAUCUGGUCAAGCUUUUGGGAGAGUAUGAUUAUAUAGAUGGCGAGGAAGAGUUCAGUCAGCACUCACAUAUAGUUUUACUAGAGCUGGUAGUGGACAGGUUAAUGCUUUUACUUCAGAGUUUUAAUGUUCAUGCUGAGCAGUUGCUUGGGAAGCAGAGAGCUUUAUCAUCUGGUCAAAAUGGUGCUCCUCUUUCUAUUGGUCCUUUGGUUAAACUUUAUUGGAAAAACUUACUUCAAUUUAGUCAUCAGCAAGUUCAAAGGAGUAACAGUAAUAUACGUGAACACAGUCCUGAAACAGCACCAAGCACUUCUUCCAUUAAAACACACCAAACACAGAGCACUUCUAUGAUUAGCAUCUACAAAACCAAUUCAAGCACUCCAGGUUCCACUUCCAACAGUAGAAGAGCAUCUACCAUAUGUUCCUCUGUGUCAUGCAUCUCAUCAUCUACCCACACUGUGAGCUGUCAGACAUCAGUGUCAAAGCCUGUGUCCUGUGAAACCUGUGCUUGUGUGCACGCGAGUAUGAAGGAAACAGGUGAAGCUGUGAUAUCUCUGUGCCAGUCUUUGGGUUUGCCUUGCUCCCUGAAGGACCUGCUGGUGAACAUGGAUGAACCCAUGAAGCUUGGUCACUUAUCUGCAUGUGAUGUUUCUCAUUGGGCGAGUGAGCAGCGUAGAGAUAUGAGCCGUGUGGGGAAACAUGUCCUGGAGGUUAGAGAAACUGUGGAGCCACUGAAAAAGAAACUAAAAGAGAUCGAGAUUGAACGAGAGAAUGUAAGAAAGCAGCUAACAGAGACAGUUUACAGAGAGAAGGAACAGAGGAGGAGAACGGAGGAGGAGUGGGAGCGCAGAAUGAAGGAGGUGAAGGCCACAGAAGAGGGAGCUGUGAAGAAACUAAAGCAGGAGCAGGAGGAGUUAAAGAGAGGUAUGAUGCUGUUGGAGGACAAAAAUACUGAAUUAACAGAAGUAGUAAAUUCGCAAACAGAGGCAAUACAGAGUCUUGAACGUGAGAGAGCAUCAUUAAAGGAAGAAGUUCUCCAUCUACAUUCACUUGAGACCAUGUUAAGAGAGGUGAAGGAAAGAAAGGAAAACCUGGAGAAGGAGCUCAGAAGCACACAAGCACUGUUAGAUAAAGAAAAAGCCAAGUCUCAUAGCGUGCAACGACAGUAUGAGGCGCUACAGGUGAAACAACAUGCUCUGUGUAAGCGUGUAGAUGUUCUGGUCCAGCAGACCGAUGAUCUACAGAGUAGUCUUGAAGAAUGUGAGGACGAAAAAGUUGAGCUUGCUGAUAAACUCACACAGAUUAUACAAGAAAAAGACACACUUCAAGAGCAACUCACACAGCAACAGUCCACAUGUAGUUCACUGUGUACAGAGAAAGAGAAACAGCAAGAGGAAAUCUUAGAACUGGAGAAGAGUGUGUCUCAUCUGAAAGAGAUGUUAGCACAAGCUGCCCAGAGAGAGAGGAUACUGGUGGCCUUUCCUGAACUGAACCCUCAUCCACAAGCAAAACCUCUGACUACAGGUGAUGUGAUGUGUGAUAUGGAGCAACAGUUGAAAGCAAUUUCAUUGAGGAUCAGGGUUCUGGAGCAGGAGAACGCCUCCCUGAACAGCAGUCUUGCCAGAUUGAAAGACAUUCAAUGCAGAGGAUACGAACCAGGAUCUUCAGACUGUGGAAAUGCUGAGAUGGACAAUGCGAGUGAAGCUGCAGAUAUUAGACCGCUGGACAACCCCACCACCUCCUCUUCCACCUCACCUUCCUCCAUACUUCAUCAUCAGACGCUCUGCCUCUCUCUCAAUCCAGAUGCAGGAGAAACGUAUAUGAAAAUCCGCCAUGCUGCCAGCAUCCGUUCUGCAGGCACACGCCGCAGGAGGAAGUGAUGUCACUUAAUGGAUUAAACUAACUUGUAUUUAAUUCAUUUGUAUUACAUUGAUCAUACAUUGUACAGUACAUUUACAUUUCACAUGUAAAAAUAUGUAAAAAAAAAAAAAA
Molecule: messenger RNA, 2208 nt
Organism: Paramisgurnus dabryanus
Lineage: Eukaryota; Metazoa; Chordata; Actinopteri; Cypriniformes; Cobitidae
Gene: ccdc157
Product: coiled-coil domain containing 157
Source: RefSeq, a predicted model, not a curated record